AUGAACCGUGAAGUGUUGAAUUCGCUCUCUGUUGAACAGAGAAAAAUCAUCGAAAUAAACUACAGACGGGUGAUGCACAAGGAAAUAACUCCAUCGGAUUUUUUUGAAGAAUGCAAGCGGCUACUAGGACCUGUAACAUUUUCCCUGCUCUUUCCCGGGCAUGCUCCUCAGUACGUGUCGUACACGCCCUCACCACGCGAAGUGCAACACUAUCAGCGUUUCGAAAAAGACCGGGAGGUGGAGCAUGAGGAGCAGUACCAGCAAAAAGAGAUUAAGACGGAGCGUCUUCAGGAUAUCAUUGAGUAUGCCGGUGUUAAUUUAAAGGAGGAGCAAGAAAACAUAGGACGUGAGAACAUGGUUGACCAGGAAUUGGAGAUAAACGAAGAAGAUAGAAGGAACAGCCUGGAAUAUUUGUUUGAUGUGGAGAUUUUUGUUCAGUAUGCCAAUUUCAUCGCACGAAAAAGAGGAAUGGAGGUGGAUGAUAGCGCGUACCACGCAUUAUUUCUGGCUCUGAAGCGGAAGUUGACCGAAAUAAUAGAGAAAAUGGUGAAAGCCUGUGAGUUCAGAGUAGAUUAUAUAAAAAGCGAGGCCGUGACAAAGAUAGAAAACGAUAUCAGGAGACAGCUUUGGGUUCUUGAGGAACAGGAGAGAAAGGAAAUUGAUAAGACGCUUUGUAAAAAGGGGGUAGAUGACGAGGACUCGCAGAAGAAGAAGCUGAAGAAAAAUGUGCAGGAAAGGGAAGAUUUGAUUAUCAAAAAGCGGCUCUCUAACACGGUUGCACUCGCAGCGCUGGGAAUUCAGCGAAAGUCGUGGAUGAACACAGACGAAGCGAUGGGAAAACCAGAAAAGAAAUCGCUAUUUCAAUCGUUGUACUCGCCAUAUAAUGAAAAGGAGAUGGAGAAGAAAAUUAUUAAUAGAAAGGUCAUUUUAGACGAUUUCAUUUAUGUCUUAGAAAGGGAUAAGCGAUACAACAAAUCAGUUUUUACCAUCAAAGAGUAUUUCAAAAAGUAAAAAGAUCUGCUCUGCAUCGCGUAUAGGCGCAUGAAUGUUCUUUCCUCCAUUUCGUGCCUUCUUUCCACGAAUACACUAGAAAAUGGUAUUGUGUUCAUUGGAGAGAUCAGUCACCUAACCAUGGAAUAACAUUUUAGUUGUUGAUAAAAAUGUUUAAAACACGUCAGACCGUUUUUUGUUCAUGUCUGGUACGAAGAAAAUGGCGUUCAGGUCAAAAAGUUUUUGAUCUUUCCACAGAAUGUCUUGUUGUACUAUUCGUAUGUUUUGUACGCUCAAAUACGUUAUUUUGUCGACCGAGCAUUUUCAUUUGCUCAUCAAAAAUUUACUCAAAUAAAUUUUAAUACUUUU
Messenger RNA from Vavraia culicis subsp. floridensis, 1359 nucleotides. RefSeq lists its product as uncharacterized. Bases 1 to 1011 code for a protein of 336 amino acids. The transcript has a single exon. Gene Ontology annotation, cellular component: transcription factor TFIID complex. Gene Ontology annotation, biological process: transcription initiation at RNA polymerase II promoter. The record is from RefSeq and is a predicted model, not a curated record. Gene Ontology annotation, molecular function: DNA binding; RNA polymerase II general transcription initiation factor activity. NCBI's taxonomy places the organism in Eukaryota, Fungi, Microsporidia, Pleistophoridae.